ACUGAAAUCGUUGAUUGGAUUCAACAGCUUUUUUCACUGACUCUUUUGGAUUUUCUCUAUAUAAAAUCAUAUCUUCAGGCUCACUUGCUGAUCCGGUGGCUACCAGGCGUGGAGCCCGGCACCCACGGUGAUGGGAAAUCCAGUUAUCAAAACUGGCUCCAGAAAAGAGAACCUAACAUCCAUUAACAAUGGAAGCAUUUGAGAACAUUACCAAAAAGCCACCCUUCCUCAAAACACCAGGCCCUGAUAGUGUUACAGGUUUUAAAAAUCCUGCAUGAAGAAGAUAGAUCUUAAGCCACAUGAUGGAUUCAGAAGCUCAUAAAAAGAGGUCGCCAAUCAUAACAUCUUCAAACCAAGAUACAUCACCUCAUAUUACAGAUAUUGGUGGAAUAAAACAUUAUUUGUGUGGCUGCGGUGCAGCUUUCAGCACUGUAGCAAUCACAUUUCCCAUUCAGAAGGUGCUCUUUCGGCAACAGCUGUAUGGAAUCAAAAUCAAGGACGCAGUGCUUCAGUUGAGGAGGGAUGGAUUUCGAAACUUGUAUCGUGGAAGUCUCCCCCCAUUGAUGCAGAAGACAACUUCACUGGCACUUAUGUUUGGUCUGUACGGGGAUUUAUCUUACUUUCUCCGCAAGCAUAUCCAUUCCCCAGAUGUUGCAACCGGUAGCAUGGCCGCAUUACUUGCAGGGGCAACAGAAGCAAUUUUCACUCCGUUGGAAAGAGUUCAGACACUGCUUCAAGACCACAAACAUCAUGAUAAAUUUACGAACACUUACCAGGCUUUCAAGGCACUGAAAUGCCAUGGAAUUGGAGAGUAUUAUCGAGGCUUGAUACCUGUUCUUUUCCGUAAUGGGUUCAGCAAUGUCCUGUUUUUUGGCCUUCGGGGUCCCAUUAAGGAGCACCUGCCUGCCGCCACAACUUACAGCACGCACUUGGUCAAUGAUUUUAUCUGUGGAGGUCUAUUGGGUGCCAUGUUGGGAAUCUUGUUUUUUCCAAUUAAUGUUGUAAAAACUCGCAUGCAGUCUCAGAUUGGUGGGGAAUUUCAGUCUUUUCCCCAGGUUUUCAAAAUAAUCUGGUUAGAACGAGACAGGAAACUGACAAAUCUUUUCAGAGGUGCCCAUCUAAAUUACCACCGGUCCCUCAUCUCUUGGGGCAUAAUCAAUGCAACUUAUGAAUUCCUGUUAAAGGUUAUAUGAAAGAAAUAAUCAACUAAGUUCCACUUACCAAUUGACUAGAUCUUCAAAGAAGAAUGU
Myotis davidii is the source of this 1250-nucleotide messenger RNA. RefSeq names its product solute carrier family 25 member 51. The transcript has a single exon. The record is from RefSeq and is a predicted model, not a curated record. Lineage: Eukaryota; Metazoa; Chordata; Mammalia; Chiroptera; Vespertilionidae. The coding region runs from base 300 to 1193 and encodes 297 amino acids.